Messenger RNA from Aspergillus alliaceus, 1853 nucleotides. RefSeq names its product allantoate permease family MFS transporter. Gene Ontology annotation, cellular component: plasma membrane. The record is from RefSeq and is a predicted model, not a curated record. Gene Ontology annotation, molecular function: dipeptide transmembrane transporter activity; allantoate transmembrane transporter activity. The transcript has 5 exons. Lineage: Eukaryota; Fungi; Ascomycota; Eurotiomycetes; Eurotiales; Aspergillaceae. Gene Ontology annotation, biological process: dipeptide transport; transmembrane transport; tripeptide transport. Bases 363 to 1853 code for a protein of 496 amino acids.
CGGCGCAUGAACUAAAAUAUGACGCCCAAAGAGAGAUCCAAUAAAAUCCAGGAAUUAUUAUGGAGACAAACAAGGAUGUCCAUCCCGAACUUAGGUCUCAAUAUCCUCGCCAGCAAGAUUGACGAGACUACCAUGGGUGAAAGUGAAAUCUCAUUCAUGACUGCCAACGAAGGCUAUACAACGCUCCAAGAAUGUCCGAAUGAACCCCACGCUCUGCGCCGUCUGUUAAAUUCCUCUGGGUUCCUUCUGAACCUCGGAAAUGAGACAAGCUGAUGUGUCGUUUCUCCUUUGAUCUUCUCGUAUUGUGUAUGCUCAUAUAAUUGAGUUUUUUGAAAGCUCCUCGUUACCAAAUUCACGACAACAUGGAAGAGAUAGUGGUUCGACCAAAACUUACCUCGGAUGAAGAUGAGGCGAUGCGCGCGUUCGAGGACGGGCGGGACCUUAACGAGCGAGAUAUAGAUGAUACGACAAACGUCCGCUUGUUAAAGAUUAUUGAUAGGAACAUGUUACCGUUACUAUGUUUGAUCUAUGGCCUCAACUUCGUGGACAAGACUACGCUGUCAUAUGCUAGCGUGAUGGGUCUGCAGACAGACCUCAAUCUCAAGGAUAAUGAGUACCAGUGGCUUGGGAGCAUAUUCUACUUCGGCUACCUUAUUGUCGAAUACCCUAGUAGCUACCUGAUGCAACGGUACCCAUUGGCAAAAUAUUCAUCAUUCAAUAUUAUCCUCUGGGGAGUGACGCUUACAUGCUUCGCUGCCGUAAACAACUUUGCCGGCGCUGCCGCCGUCCGGUUUUUCCUCGGAGUCUUUGAAGCAGUAGUCACACCGGGGUUCACGUUCAUAACCUCGCAGUGGUAUACAAAGCAUGAGCAGAGUGCUCGAAUCGGCAUCUGGUUCAGCUUUAACGGCGUCGCCAACGUCGUCGGGGGCCUAAUUGCAUACGGAAUAACCCGCGGCGUGGAGCAACACGGAGCGUCCAUAGUGCCAUGGCGCAUUCUAUUCUUGUCCUUUGGUCUCUUCACCGUAGCCGUCGGCGUGGUAUUCCUAUACUACAUCCCUGAUAACCAGUGGAACAGUCGAUUCCUCAGCCCAGAGGACCGGGUCCUAGCCGUACAACGCAUCCGCGGGAACCAACAGGGAAUCGGAAACAAACAGUUUAAAUUGUACCAGUUGAAGGAAGCACUGACAGACCCUAUAACGUGGGCGUUUGCCUUCUUCGGAAUUGCCGUGAACAUCCCCUUCGGGGGUAUCACUACAUUCUUCUCCCAGAUUAUCCGCAACUCCGGGUAUACUUCGCAGCAGAGUUUGCUGUACGCCACGCCUGGCGGGGCUUUUCAGAUCAUUGUUGUAAUACUGAACGGAAUUUUCAGCGACCGCCUUCAACAGCGCAUCUAUGUCAGCUUCGUGGGCAUGAUCAUUGGCCUUCUUGGUGCCAUUCUCCUGGCCGCGUUGCCGUUGAGUAACAGCCCGGGCCGGCUCGCUGCUUACUAUCUCACACAAGCCAGUCCGACUGCAUUUAUCGCGCUGCUGUCCUUCAUUUCAACUAAUGUAGCUGGUGCAACUAAGAAGACCACUGUAGCAGCGAUUUAUAUGGUUGCCUAUUGCGUGGGGAAUAUCAUAGGACCUCAAACCUUCCAGCCAGGCGAUGCCCCACGUUAUGUUCCGGCGGAGAUUGGCAUCUGCUGCUGCUGGGGAGCAUGCUUGCUUGAUUUGCUGGUGAUCAGAUACAUAUAUUGUAAACGGAACGCCGAAAAGCAAAGGGUACGGUUUGCACCAGGAUACGAGAAACCGGAAAGGUCCGAGUUCAAAGACUUGACAGAUCGUGAGAAUCCGGAAUUGAUUUACGCAGUUUAG